This is a messenger RNA of Pseudozyma flocculosa PF-1, 2526 nucleotides long. RefSeq lists its product as uncharacterized. Gene Ontology annotation, biological process: maturation of SSU-rRNA from tricistronic rRNA transcript (SSU-rRNA, 5.8S rRNA, LSU-rRNA). The record is from RefSeq and is a predicted model, not a curated record. Bases 1 to 2526 code for a protein of 841 amino acids. NCBI's taxonomy places the organism in Eukaryota, Fungi, Basidiomycota, Ustilaginomycetes, Ustilaginales, Ustilaginaceae. The transcript is spliced from 2 exons. Gene Ontology annotation, molecular function: protein binding. Gene Ontology annotation, cellular component: 90S preribosome; nucleus; small-subunit processome.
AUGGCAGCCAUGACGGAGCCGGCGAGGGUCUACACCGUCUCGGGCGGGUCGGCCGCCACGUCGGGCGCCGGCGGUACAUCGGCCAACUCGACCUCGCUGCCCGACAUCCUUCGCCGCUCCGGCUCCUCGGUCAAGCGCAAGCGCAGGCGCACCGCCAUCGCCAACAACGAGAUCCUCUCCCGCAUCGAGCUCAUCCAGGACUUUGAGUUCCCAGAGGCCAGCAACAAGAUCCGCAGCACCCGCGACGGGAACAACAUCGUCGCAACAGGCACCUACAAGCCACAGAUACGCGUGUGGGAGUGCGAGCAGCUCAGCCUCAAGUUUGAGAGGCACACCGACGCCGAGAACGUCGACUUUCUCAUGCUCUCCGACGACUGGACGAAAUCGCUCCACCUCCAAGGCGAUCGGUCCUUGGAGCUCCAGACGCAGGGCGGCGCCCACGCCCGGGUGCGGCUGCCCCGCUUCGGCCGCGCGCUAGGCUACCACUUUCCCUCGGCCGACGCCAUCGUGGGUGCGGCCGGCCGCGAGGUCUACCGCCUCAAUCUCGACCAGGGACGCUUCCUCGCCCCCUUUGUGCUCGGCGGGUCCGACGGCGGCAACGGCGGCGCGGAGGUGACGGGUUGCAACGCCGUCGACGUCAACCCGGCGCACGGCCUGCUCUGCUUUGGCACCGAGGGGACCGGCGUCGUCGAGCUGUGGGACCCGAGAGCGCGGCGGCGGGCGGGCGUCUUGAGCGUGGCGACGCCCUCGGUCAUGGACGCCGCGUUCAUGGUGGCCCGCAGGGCGCUGCCCGGCGUGCUGCCAGACGACAACGAGCAGGCGAUCCAGAAGGAGGCCCUCUCCUCGCUCGCCGUCACGGCCAUCAGCGGCGCAGAGGACGGCCUCAACCUCGCCGCCGGCACCAACACCGGCCACGUCCUCCUCUACGACCUGCGCAUGGAGCGGCCCUACCAGACCAAGGACCAGGGCUUCGGCCUGCCGAUCAAGUCGCUCUCGUGGCCCGGCGACAAGGCGUCGUCGCGCGCCGGCGGCGUCGGCCCGCGCACCCGCUCCGAGGCCGAGGGCAAGGUGCUCAGCGCCGACGCCAAGGUGGUCAAGGUGUGGGACAAGGAGACGGGCGACAACCUCGUCUCGGUCACGCCGCCUUCGUCGGCCACCGACAUCAACGACAUCCACCACUACCCCGGCACCGGCCUGCUGAUGGCCGCCGUCGAGGGCACGCAGAUGGCCGCCUGGUACGUCCCGGCGCUCGGCCCGGCGCCCAAGUGGUGCAGCUACAUCGACAGCCUCACCGACGAGAUGGACGGCGUCGAGGGCGGCGGGGCGGGUUCGGGCAAGGGCGUGUACGAGGACUUCAAGUUCCUCGACCGCGCCGAGCUCGAGCGGCUGGGCAUGUCGCACCUCGUCGGCACGCAGCUGCUGCGCCCCUAUAUGCACGGCUAUUUCGUCUCGCUCGGCCUGUACGACAAGGCGCGGCUGCUGGCCAACCCGACGGCCUUUUCCGACGCCCGCGAGCGUGCCAUCAAGGCCAAGCUCGAGAAGCGCGCCGAGAGCCGCAUCCGCGCCGUCAAGAACGCGCCAAAGGUGGGCGACUCGGUGCGCGUCAACCGCGAGCUGGCCGAAAAGGUGGCCAAGGACGCCGCCGUCGAGGCCAGAAAGGCGGCCAGGUCGGGCGGAGAGGCCGAGGCCAAGGCCAAGCCCGGCGCCACCAACCUGCUCGAGGACUCGCGCUUCAGCAAGCUCUUCACCGACCCGGAGUUCCAGGUCGACACGUCGACGCGCGAGUUUGCGCUGCUCAACCCGGGCGCCGCCGACAAGCAGGGGCAGCAGCGCGACGGCCCGCGGAAGCUCACGGCCGUCGAGGACGAGGAGAACGAGAGCGACCGCGAAUCGCUCGACCCGGACCAGGAGGACGAGAUGAGCGAGAGCGACCACGACAGCGACAGCAGCGACGACGGCGACCUGGGCCAGUUCGACCCGCGCAAGGGCGGCACUGCGGCGCCGCUGCCCAAGUUCGAGCCGGAGCGGCUGGCGUCGCGCAACGGCGCCGCCAAGCCGGAGCGCGGACGGCCGCGCAUGGUCGACUCGGACGAGUCCGACAUCGGUUCGGACGAGGCCGAUGUCGACGUCUCGCGCGCGCGCAAGCCUAGCGGCGGCAAGAAGCGCACGUUCGAGGAUCGACUCAAGAGCCGCAGCUCGCGCACCUCGACCUCGCGGCGGGGCGGCGACGACGACGACUUCGACGCGGCGGCGGCGGCGGCGGCGGGCGGCGUCGGCAGCCAGAGCUUCACCUGGACGCCUUCGCGCGACUCGCAAAAGGCGUGGGACGACGAGGCGGCCGAGAAGAAGAAUGCCAAGGCGGCCAAGAAGAAAAAGGACGCCGACAGCUUUGGCGCCGGCCUGUCCAAGGGGGGCGGCGACGAGGGUCAGGGCGUCGAGGCCCUCUCGGACGACGCGCGCUUCGGACGCAAGAAGCGGCGUGCGCCCGGCCGCAGCGCCAGCAAGAAUGCCAUGCGCGGCCAAUGA